This is a messenger RNA of Aspergillus steynii IBT 23096, 2194 nucleotides long. RefSeq names its product putative thiamine pyrophosphate enzyme. Gene Ontology annotation, molecular function: thiamine pyrophosphate binding; magnesium ion binding; flavin adenine dinucleotide binding. Gene Ontology annotation, biological process: L-valine biosynthetic process. Gene Ontology annotation, cellular component: acetolactate synthase complex; mitochondrion. Bases 318 to 2114 code for a protein of 598 amino acids. Lineage: Eukaryota; Fungi; Ascomycota; Eurotiomycetes; Eurotiales; Aspergillaceae. The record is from RefSeq and is a predicted model, not a curated record. The transcript is spliced from 4 exons.
CUCCGUUCGCCUGAAACGAAGAGAUCUCGGUCAUCUUGAGCUGGGACUCUGGGCGAGUGCAUCAACCAUUAUUCCGAGAGGGCGGAAUUGCGCCGGAAAUCAAAUCGCGGGGAAAUGCAGAAGAAGGUGGAGCCGUGGACGAGCAGCUCCGUGGCUUUGUCCCCGACCAGAAUCCAGCCGGUUUCAACCCAUUGCCGGGCUUUGCAAUCGGCUUGUUCUCCGAUCAGUGACCUUAUAACUAGCGGCGAUCUGCUCGUGGUCUUUGCUUCGCUCAACUUCCCCCGCACAUCCCUUACGAGACAGAGGGAAUCGCCAUCAUGGUCUACACUGCGUCUUUUGCCUUUUUUGAGGCCCUCUGGGAGGCCGGCGUCUCGCAUGUCUUCGUCAACCUGGGCUCUGACCACCCCUCCAUCCUCGAGGCGAUGGUCAAGGGGCAGAAGGAGAAGCCCGACGAGUUCCCCAAGAUCAUCACCUGCCCCAACGAGAUGGUGGCGCUGUCGAUGGCCGACGGUUACGCCCGCUUGACCGGCAAACCGCAGUGUGUGAUUGUCCAUGUCGAUGUCGGCACGCAAGGACUGGGGGCUGCCGUGCAUAAUGCUUCCUGUGGUCGCGCGCCUGUCUUGAUCUUCGCCGGUCUCUCCCCCUUCACCAUCGACGGUGAGAUGCGCGGAUCCCGCACCGAAUACAUUCACUGGAUCCAAGAUGUCCCCGACCAGAAACAGAUCGUCUCCCAAUACUGUCGCUACUCGGCGGAAAUCCGAUCCGGCAAGAAUGUCAAGCAGAUGGUCAAUCGCGCUUUGCAGUUUGCGACGAGCGAUCCCAAGGGUCCCGUUUACUUGGCCGGUGCUCGAGAGGUCAUGGAGGAGGAGAUCACACCCUAUCAGGUGAAUCAGAACGUGUGGGGUGCUGUUGCGCCAUCUGCCUUGCCCGCCGACGGCGUCGCAUUGAUCGCGCGGGAGCUCGCCGCCGCCAAAGAACCGCUGGUGAUUGUGGGAUACUCGGGUCGUGUCACACAGGGCGUCCAGGAGCUAGUCACGCUGGCCGAUACAUUCAAGGGGAUCCGCGUUUUGGACACCGGCGGAAGCGACAUGUGUUUCCCCGGUGAUCACCCGGCGUCCUUGGGACUGCGGUUUGGCGUGCAUGAUGCCGUGAAGACGGCCGACUUCAUCCUCGUCGCAGACUGCGACGUACCCUGGAUUCCGACGCAAUGCAAACCCUCCGACUCGGCCAAGAUCGUCCACGUUGACGUGGACCCCUUGAAACAGCAGAUUCCCGUCUUCUACCUGCCUUCCAUGGCCACCUUCCGGGCGGAGUCCGCCACCGCGUUCAAACAGAUCAACGAAUACGUUGCAUCCAACGCCUCGCUGCAGCAAAUCAUCAGCUCCGAGGAAAAUGCAACCCUCGGAAAGAACCGUGAAGAAGCAUACAAGAAAGCCCGUCAGGCCGUGACCGACCUGGCCGUGGUGCCCUCGGGCGGCGAUGACGCUUCUCUGAACGCAUCCUACUUCAUCUCUGAGGUCCGCAAGGGCUGCCCCGCAGACACCAUCUGGGCCAUCGAGUCUGUGACCCUCACCGGCAUCGUAGCCGACCAGAUAAACGCCACGCUGCCCAAAUCCUGGAUCAACUGCGGCGGCGGCGGACUCGGCUGGUCCGGCGGAGGCGCUCUGGGCAUCAAGCUGGCCACUGACGACCAGCACGGCGGCAAGAACAAGGGCAAAUUCGUCUGCCAGAUCGUCGGAGACGGCACCUACCUAUUCUCCGUGCCGGGCUCGGUCUACUGGAUCUCGCGACGCUACAACAUCCCCAUUCUCACCAUCGUGCUGAACAACAAGGGCUGGAACGCCCCGCGUCGAAGCAUGCUGCUGGUGCAUCCUGAGGGUGAUGGCUCGCGCGCCACCAACGAGGAGCUGAAUAUCUCGUUCGCCCCGACCCCCGAUUACCCGGGGAUCGCGAAGGCCGCGUCCGGAGGCGAGGUCUGGGCUGGUCACGCAGGCACCGUGGCGCAGUUGGCCAAGCUGUUGCCGGAAGCUAUUCAGACGGUGCAGAAUGGAACUUCGGCGGUGCUGGAGGCACAGCUGGAUGGAACCGUGGGGAAGUAUGUUGAGAAGAAUUAGACGUCUAAAUCUAAACCGUGGAUAUAUGAUACAUGCAUGAUAUGAGAGAAUUAUUAUUUAGUACAGUCUUACAUAGGCCG